CGUUUCUUUCGGUAGGUUGUGUUCAUACUUAUUUCCAAACUAUUACAUAUAUACAGCAUACAUUUUGCUAUAAAAGAAAAUUCAGUCAAUCUUUUAAAAUUAUAUUGAUAAACUGGUGUCUGUGAGUCAGAAACGUUUACAAUACGUUGUAACUGAAAAAAUACUUCCAACAAAAUGGCAGACUCAGGCAAAAGCAAUAAUCAACAAGGAGCCAGUGGUUCAGAGGAACGACCAAAUACCAAAAUGGAAGUAAUCCAGUACUUGGAAGGACAGGGGGUGACUGAGAUGUAUGCUGUGAAUCCGCUGACAUGGUGUCCUCAUUUAGAGACAGUGGCGCCACUUCCGGCUGAUACAACAGUCCUUGAUACAAAAGCACCAUGUGAAAAGUGUGGUAACACAACAGAAAACUGGAUCUGUUUAGUGUGCCACAGGGUAUUCUGUAGCAGAUUCGUGAAUGAACACAUGGUAAUGCAUGGUGUGGAAGAUGGACAUUUGAUGUGUCUGAGCUACUCUGACCUGUCAGUCUGGUGUUAUGGCUGUGACAAUUACCUAGAUCACCAGCUUCUCAAGCCAGCCAAAAAUGCUGCACAUCUUCACAAGUUUGGAGAAGGAUUGCAGUGACAACUUUAAACAUGUAAACAAUAGAAUCACAUGAACACCUUGAUUGUCAUAGUUCUACUUGUAUUGCACAUAAAGUGUCUUGUGAGCUACUACUGUACUUUUUGUGAUCAUCUGUAAAAUAUUUGUUCUCUCUUAUGUUUAGUAAAUCGAUGGGUCUAUUAAGUAUAAACAUUGAUAGGAUGGUCAUUGGACAUUCCGUUCAGUAUUAUAUCCCGGCAGUCCCAUACAACAGUCAAACUAGUUUCACAAACCUCUGAUUGGCAAAACACUUGUAAGCAAAAAUUGUAAUGACGCAAAAUUUGUUCCUGGUGCAACUGAUAUAUUUGUUGUAAAAAAAGUACAGUGCAGACCAAUCAAUCUCCCAAGAUGACCACAAAUGUAGAACUAUAUUGUAAUAUAAAUCAUAAAAGGUAAAUAUAAGUAGGUACGUGUUGGAAACCGUGAUACAGAUUCGAUAAACUUUAGCGAUUUUGACUACUUGGAUAUUUCAGUUUAUUUUUCACCAAUCUCAUUUAAAUACAGAGCCCAUGUCCAACCUUCACGUACAAGGAUCUUACAAAAUUGAUUUCUGCUUUCUGUUCUAGAGAUCUGACUUUCGGAAUCCGCUGUUUUGUCAAAACAGUAGAAUGGGGUGAUGUCAGAUAUUUGUAUAAAGCAAACAUUACCACAAGACAUUGACCAAAUAAUUCUUUAAGGAAAUCAACAAUUACUCAUUUUUUUUCUUUGUAUACAAUUAAUAUAUGCAAUGUGCAAUGUAUUGUUAUUUACUUCAAACGGUUAAUGUAUGUAAAGCUAUUUUUGUGACUGUCAAUAUACAUAGUGUUGUGUCUAUAAUAACUAAUGCAUUUUCGAACUAACGUCUUAUUUCUAAGUAGUAAUUAAAAUCACCACCCCAGUAGCCAGUACUACGAUACGGGCAUGAAAAUACGGAUUUUUUGUGUUAUUAAAUUAGCUGUUACAAAAGGAUAGAAAUUAUUAUAAAUUAAGGAAUGUAUCUCCCUUAUGCAAAGCUCUGAUUCCUUUCACGGAUUUGGCUAUACUUUUUGGACCAUUUGGAUUAUAGCUCUUCAUUUUUGUUGAGCCUUCGACUUUAGUCGAAAAAGCGAGACUAAGCGAUCCUUCAUUCCGUCGUCGGCGUCGUCGUCGGCGGCGUCCACAAAUAUUCACAUGUGGUUAAAGUUUUUAAAAUUUUGAUAACUUUCUUAAACUAUACUGGAUUUCUACCAAACUUGGCCAGAAGCUUGUUUAUGAUCACAAGAUAGUAUCCAGAAGUAAAUUUUGUAAAGAUAAAAUUCCAUUUUUUCCGUAUGCUACUUAUAAAUGGACGGGGAAACAUAACAUUCAUUCUGUGGUUAAAGUUUUUAGAAUUUUAAUUACUUUCUUAAACUAUCCUGGGUUUGUACCAAACUUGGACAGAAGCUUGUUUAGUAUCAUAAGAUAGUAUCCAGAAGUAAAUUUUGUAAAAAAUUGAAUUCAUUUUUUCUGUAUUUUACUUUUAAAUGGACUUAGUUUUUCAUGCGGGGAAACAUUAAGAUGGACAGAAGGUUCUUACAAUCAUAAGAUAGUAUCAAGAGGAAUAUUUUUAUUGAUUUCUUUCCUCAUUGUUGUUGAGCCUGUGAUUUACAGCAAAAGUAGGCGAGACACUGGGUUCCACGGAACCCUUACAAAUUUUUUAUAUAAGCUUUGGAUUUCAAAUAUUUUGGCCACGAGCAUCACUGAAGAGACAUGAAUGUCGAAAUGCGCAUCUGGUGCAAGAAAAUUGGUACCGUUAAUUUUAUUAAACAUAACAUCAUCGAAAGCCUUUUAUGUAAAUAAAAAGAGAUAAUUUAGGUAUACAUCACUUAGACUCUAACGGGUGAUGCAUUGUUAGCCUUGUCGACGCAUUUGAUCCCGUUCCGUUCACUAGUCUAAGAAUAUAGUUAAACCGAAUAAUGCAGACGUUAUAUUCUGCUAUUCCGCAAAGGCUUCAUAAAUUGGUUGAAUGAAUUGUACCGCAAGUAGGGGAGCUUGAUUUUCAGGAGGACUUGUAUUAUAUUGAUAUCGUGAAAGUAUAUAAUGCUGUUUUGACUGUUUUCAUCUCCUUUAUUAUUAUUUACGUAGACAGCAACAAGUAAAACAAUUUAUGAAAGAAAAAUAAAAAUAAAAAAAUG
Mytilus trossulus (common blue mussel) is the source of this 2771-nucleotide messenger RNA. RefSeq names its product histone deacetylase 6-like. The record is from RefSeq and is a predicted model, not a curated record. Gene Ontology annotation, molecular function: zinc ion binding. The transcript is spliced from 5 exons. Lineage: Eukaryota; Metazoa; Mollusca; Bivalvia; Mytilida; Mytilidae. Bases 175 to 621 code for a protein of 148 amino acids.